AUGCAGACCCUCACAGACCCUCGAGCUCUCCUCGAUCCAAACCUCCCCUUCAAUGAAGCAGCAGUUAAUCUGCUAGACAGAGUGGUGGCAGCAAUGUUCCUCUCUAAUGACAGUGUAGAGAGGGACGUGGCGCACCGUGUAUUAGGAGAGUUUAAAAAUAUGCCGAAUGCAUGGACACACGUCGCCUUUAUCUUAAAUGUCUCCAAAGACCCAAACACUAAAUUCUUUGCUCUUCAGAUCCUUGAGGCAACCAUUACGACCCGAUGGAAUGUACUGCCGGAGACGGAGAGAAAUGGUAUAAAGGCAUUUGUUACUUCUCUUGUUAUUCAAUUGGCUGGUGAUGAGGAGAAACAAAACACUGAAAAACAUUUUAUUAAUAAAGUCAAUGAAAACCUCAUCGAGAUAGUGAAGAGAGAAUGGCCAGAAAGAUGGCCAUCAUUUAUACCGGAAAUAUGUCGCUCAUGCCGAUCUAGUCAGAAUUUAUGCGAAAAUAAUUUACGAAUAUUGAAUAUGUUAUCUGAGGAAGUAUUUGAUUAUGCUUUCUUACGAAACCAUAGGGAAACAAUAGUAGAGCCUUAUGACCGCAACACGAACAAGACGACCUGUAUAGACACCCUAAAGUUACUUGUUGCUAUUAGUGGUGCUGGUCAUGAUGAGACAUUUCAGAUCUGUCUUGAUUUCUGGUUCUCUUUUGCUGAAACUCUUCUUCAUGAAGUACAUCAAGAGGCUAAAGUUUUGAGGUUAUCUUGUUUGUUAAUGCAGAAAAGACAGGAACAGAGAAAUGCAGAGGGUCCUCUGCUGCUGUCAGUUGAGCCAGAAGGUUCUUUAUCUCCUGCUGAGUUAUCCUGGCGAGUUAAGGCAUACGGAGAAGUAUUGAAUGAAGUAAGAGGGGUUCUUAUUAAUAGGAUGGCUAAACCCCAGGAGGUGUAUAUACAGUUUGACCAAGAAACAGGAGAGGUUACUCGUGAUUAUGAGGUAGAUACAGCGGAGGUUUCUCUAUACAACACCAUGAGGUGUACGCAAGUGCUGUUAACCAACUUAGGGCAAAUGGAGACACAAAGACUUAUGCUCUCUGUAUUACAUAUGGAGGUGCGUGGGGCUGCAUGCAGCAGCAGCACACAUACAGGUGCAUGCAGCAGCACAUGGAGCUAA
Messenger RNA from Eimeria maxima, 1152 nucleotides. RefSeq names its product Exportin1, related. Gene Ontology annotation, biological process: ribosomal large subunit export from nucleus; ribosomal small subunit export from nucleus; protein export from nucleus. The transcript has 8 exons. Lineage: Eukaryota; Apicomplexa; Conoidasida; Eucoccidiorida; Eimeriidae. Gene Ontology annotation, cellular component: nucleus; cytoplasm. The record is from RefSeq and is a predicted model, not a curated record. The coding region runs from base 1 to 1152 and encodes 383 amino acids. Gene Ontology annotation, molecular function: nuclear export signal receptor activity; small GTPase binding.